UCUUCUCUGUCUCUGCUGUACAGUCAUCUUCGCAACAGCCGCCACCACCAUGUCUUCUCAAAGGACUCUAGGCAUUUUCCUCCAGGAGACCUUCGGGUCUUUCGCUCUGCUGAUGAUGGUGUUCCCGUUCAACAGCUUCUUGGGCGACACGUGGUCCGCCUGGAUUCAACACUUCUUCUCCGUCAUGAUCACGGACUACACCAACGGAGGCGCCCAGGUCAACCCCGCUAUGUCGGUCGGCACUUUCUUCUACGGUUGGAACGACCAGUCGUCCUUGGUGGUCCGCAUCGUGGGACAAAUGGUGGGCGGCUUCUACGCGUUCCCCAUCAUGGCGAAGCUGCUCCCCAGCUACGCCACGAGCAGCAUGGGCGGGCCCACCCUGGCGGCGGGCGCUAGCACGGGUCAGGGCAUGGCCUGGGAGUUCGGCUCGACGUUCGCGUUGAUCCUGAUCGUGUACGUCGCGGCCACGCAGAUCGGUCUUCCUGGACAGCGACCGGUGAUCGCCACGGGCAUCCGCGCGCUUAUCCACUUGAGCGCUGUCAAGGGCGGGAAGACCGGGCCCGCCAUGAACCCCAUGAUCGCGACUGCUUGGGCGGUGUACGACAAGUCUGUCACCAUGGACCAGCAGUGGUUCCUGGUGUACUGGGUCGCUCCUUGCGCCGCGGCGGUGGCAGGCACCCUGCUGUGGAAAGCUCUCGAGCCCAAACCCAAGGCUAAAACCGACUGAGCUCACGUGGAGUUUUGUGGGGAUGGUUGGUGCGAGGGGGGGGGGGCGAUGCCUGGAGCAUCUAGACGGGACGCUGUACGGGGAGGACAGCAUCCGAACAGCAGAUUGGAAAGGGGAAACUUUUCCCCACAAUUUUCCGCGUCUUUUUUAUCAUGUCCGAUAUCGUUUUUCCCUUUUGUGUAAUCGGUGUUGCAUCCGGUUUCACGCACAUUGUUCUCUGUCAGCGUGCAAGGCCUUUUGAGCACGCAUGCAGCAAGGAGGGGUGGCAAGUGAGUUGUGGCGGGGGUGUUUCGUUUUUAGAGUAUCCGCCCCGCAGGUUAGCGCAGUCAGUCGCGCUAUGCAUAUUACUUGAAUAUUUUUCAUAAUGUAGUUGCCUCCCUUGUCUCAUACUCGGAGUUUCUUGGUGUUUUAUUAGUCAAAAUAGAGUUCAGUUAGGGUAGAGUUUUGGGUAGCCUCGUGUUCUGGAUAGGCACCCGUCCUACAGCAGCAUUCGCGUCGGCACUGUUGUCAACGCGCUGAGGGUUGUACCUUGUUGCAGCUGCUGUGUGUGACGUCACGAGUUGCAUAGUGGCAGGAAGUGGACGACGCUGUCGGAGUAUGUGUACGAGCUACGUAGCGCAGGGCACUAGGCGGUAGAAAACCGUAAUUCGUGUUUUUCACCGGCAGCACGCGUUGGCAUUCAUGGGCCGGGGAUAUAGUCUUCCCCUGAGUUCUGCGCGAAUGCCUCCGCCGCCACACCGAAUAUAUAAUUCCGCUACGGCGUUGACGAGGUUUCACUCGGUAAUUGUGUUUUUUUUAGUUUUCUUGUCUUGUGUGUUUAGGAACGACGUCACUACAAUAUUUAU
Molecule: messenger RNA, 1572 nt
Organism: Ectocarpus siliculosus
Lineage: Eukaryota; Phaeophyceae; Ectocarpales; Ectocarpaceae
Source: the annotation of a GenBank genome assembly